UCUCGAAGACUUUAAAAACUGUCUGCCCAAGAACGUCGCCACAUACGUUAGCGAGCAUAAAAACAUCAAGCCUUCCAGCGCAGCAGUGCUGGCUGAUGACUAUGUACUCUCACAUAAGAGCGUUAAUGUCUGCUCUUUGAAAUGUCAGCACCGUAGUGGUAGUCCUCCAUGGGCCUUAAAGACCCGUAAUGAACCUAUGCCUGAGUCUUCUUACACGGAGACGCGACGAACGACCCGGCCGAGAGAUACUGUACCGUUUUGCGCAUACUGCAAAAACCGGGGACACAUUAUUUCCGAAUGUUUCGCUCUGAAGCGUCGAAACAGCCCCAACUCUACUUCCCCUCCCCGCAAUGAGUCCAAUUUGUGUGUCUCUACACUCCCUCCGACGUCGUGGAAAGACGAGAGUGAUUGUCAGGAUUUUUCUCCGUUUGUCACGGACGGUUUCGUUACUUUACUGGGGAAUCCUAGUGAGCGCAUCCCGAUAAGGAUCCUACGUGACACUGGUGCGUCGCAAAGCUUUGUGUUGGAGAAUGUCCUUCCUUUUGAUAAGGACUCAUGCACUGGAACAAGUGUAAUUGUCCAGGGUUUCGAAAUGGGCGCUGUGAGCGUCCCUCUGCACCAUAUUUCGCUUUUUUCUAAAUUAGUCACUGGCAACGUUACAGUGGGCAUACGCCCUUCACUCCCUGUAAAGGGUAUCUCGAUGUUACUGGGAAACGAUUUGGCUGGUGGUAAGGUUCUGCCUAGCCCUGUGGUGACUCACAUUUCUCCUACCUCUUUAGGUCCUGAUAAUUUAAACGUUGCAUACCCCGACGUGUUUCACUCUUGCGUGGUUACUCGCGCUAGGGCGCGACGCGCUAAAGAGUUCUCCGGCAAGGAGGACGAUGAUGGGCUAAUAGAUCUCUGGGAUACUUUUAUUGCUCAACCUUCGCCAAUCUGUUCUGGCGGUGGAAAACUUCAAGGGUCUCCAUCACAGUCUGUUCGGCCUUGCCUUCCAAAGUUGACCCCCAGCCGGGAACAACUUGUUAAUGAGCAAAAUAAUGAUUCUUCUCUUGGUCCUUUAUUUAGGGAAGCUGUGCCUGAAAAGGAUAUCGGGCUUAUGUCUUGUGGCUAUUUUAUUCGUGAGGGGGUGCUGAUGCGUAAGUGGAGGCCGCUCACGGCGGCUGCGUCCGACGAGUGGCGUAUUUUGUAUCAGGUUGUUGUCCCUGCGCCGUACCGAAAUGAGAUCUUGAGCUUGGCUCACGAUCAUCAUUUUUCUGGUCAUCUAGGAGUUAACAAAACAACUGACCGUACUUUACGUCAUUUUUUCUGGCCUGGUCUUAAGCGAGAUGUAGCUAAGUACUGCAAAACCUGUCAUGUGUGCCAGGUGGCUGGUAAACCUAAUCAGCUGAUUCCUCCCGCUCCACUUCAGCCCAUCCCUGCUAUGUCUGAGCCUUUCGAGCACGUAAUCCUCGACUGCGUCGGACCGUUGCCAAGGACCAAGGCAGACUCUAUAAGGUGGAGUGGGCGUGGUCUCGGUCCGUACUGAUUGCUGGGCGGGACUUCUCCCUUUAUUAAGACGGCCUUCCCCAAGAUGGCGGUGUGUGUUAUCAAGAGCAGGAGGAUACGACUGUUUCCCGAGGAUCCCGACCUGUCUGAGCGUUCCCUGGUUUUUUCCCAACACUGGACUAAAACAGAGACUUUGCCUUUUGAAGACCCUUACGCGUCCUACGCGCUUGUUCACUUUUUUGCCUUGUCUUAGUUGUUUAUGGGUGGUUGUUGUUUAUGCUUCCUGCACUUUUUUUAGCCUAGUGGUAGACAGUGCAGGCAAGGAAGUUGCCCGGAAGACUCACCUUCUUUUUUCUUUUAUCGCGAGUGAGGUAAGCUGCAGCGACUAUUUAUUAUUUGUGAGGCUUCUUGGAGGUUCUUUUUGUUUUCUCUUCUGUUUUGACGACAACCACCAUUGCAUUUGUAAAUAAACCAGUUAUAUAUUUACCCGCAA
Molecule: messenger RNA, 1978 nt
Organism: Clupea harengus (Atlantic herring)
Lineage: Eukaryota; Metazoa; Chordata; Actinopteri; Clupeiformes; Clupeidae
Exons: 2
Coding region: 197-1525 (442 amino acids)
Source: RefSeq, a predicted model, not a curated record